This is a messenger RNA of Bufo gargarizans (Asiatic toad), 403 nucleotides long. RefSeq names its product N-acetylgalactosaminyltransferase 7-like. The record is from RefSeq and is a predicted model, not a curated record. The annotation marks the transcript as partial. The transcript is spliced from 4 exons. Gene Ontology annotation, cellular component: Golgi apparatus. NCBI's taxonomy places the organism in Eukaryota, Metazoa, Chordata, Amphibia, Anura, Bufonidae.
UGACUAUAAUGGGAUCCUAUUAUAGGUGCAAAUACUGGAGUUAUGAUGAGAACUUGCUCACGUCCAGUGUGAUCAUUGUUUUCCAUAAUGAAGGCUGGUCGACGCUCAUGAGGACCGUUCACAGUGUUAUCAAGAGGACCCCUAGAAAAUACCUGGCUGAGAUUGUCAUGAUAGAUGAUUACAGUAACAAAGAACAUUUAAAGUCAAGGCUGGACAAUUACGUCAAGCAGUGGAAUGGGCUGGUAAAGGUAUUUAGGAACGAACGUAGAGAGGGGCUUAUACAGGCCCGAAGCAUCGGAGCCCAGAAGGCGAAACUAGGACAAGUUUUAAUUUAUCUGGAUGCACACUGUGAAGUGGGAAUUAAUUGGUAUGCUCCUUUAAUAGCUCCUAUAGCCCAAGACAG